CCCUGAGGCUCCGGUGUAACUUCCCGGCGGGCCGCCGCCGCCGCCUCCUCUCUGCCCCGCUCCCCCGCCUGUGAGCCCGAGCGUCUCCUCCGCCUUCUGAAACCUCGGUGCCCCCGGUGCCUCCACCGCGGCACAGCCCGCAACUCCUAACCCGUGAGACCGCUGCGUAGCUCCUCGGGCCAUUGACCGCAGCCCUCGGUGCCUCAGUUUCCCCUCAGUGAGGCGGGGUUGAGCCCUUGGCGCACCAGGGCUACGGAAAUUAAAGAGCCGUUGGAAAGGCAAGGUUUUCCUGUUCUGGCUAAUGCUAGGAGGCGCUGUUUCUCAGGACUGAGUGGCCCAUGGAACAAAAUGGUGGGAGUGGGUUUUGGAGUAGCCCUGUGUGCAGUCCCUAUUGUACAGAAACACGAGCCCACUUCUCUCAGUCAUGAAGCCUUGAUUAGAAGGGCAAUUUCUCUGGUAACAGACAGUACUUGUACUCUUCUCUCUCAAACAACAUAUGCAUUAAUUGAAGCAUUAACAGAGUAUACAAAGGCAGUUUACACACUGGUGUCUCUCUACCGGCAAUAUACAAAUCAUCUUGGGAAAAUGAAUUCCAAAGAGGAGGAUGCGGUAUGGCAGGUGAUCAUAGGAGCAAGAGUUGAGAUGACUUCAAAGCAGCAAGAAUUCCUGAAGUUAGAAUCCAGUUGGAUGACCGCUUUACAUCUUUCAGAGAUGGCAGCAGAAGCUGCAUAUGAAUCAGGUGCAGAUCAAGCUUCAGUGACAGCUCGCAACCAUAUUCAGCUGGUGAAAACACAGGUGCAAGAGGUACGACAGCUGUCACAGAAAGCAGAGACCAAAUUAGCUGAAGCUCAGACAGAAGAGCUCAUUAACACAAAAGUUGAGGAAUCGUCACAGCCAUGCAGUAUCCCAGAAACCACAGAGGAAGUCGAAGAGUCUUACCUUCGCGAAGACUGAAAAAAACAAACAAA
Mauremys mutica (yellowpond turtle) is the source of this 968-nucleotide messenger RNA. RefSeq names its product diablo IAP-binding mitochondrial protein (gene DIABLO). The coding region runs from base 349 to 954 and encodes 201 amino acids. The transcript is spliced from 6 exons. NCBI's taxonomy places the organism in Eukaryota, Metazoa, Chordata, Testudines, Geoemydidae. Gene Ontology annotation, biological process: intrinsic apoptotic signaling pathway in response to oxidative stress; neuron apoptotic process. The record is from RefSeq and is a predicted model, not a curated record. Gene Ontology annotation, cellular component: mitochondrion.